This is a messenger RNA of Zea mays, 1667 nucleotides long. Its product is annotated as protein ALP1-like. NCBI's taxonomy places the organism in Eukaryota, Viridiplantae, Streptophyta, Magnoliopsida, Poales, Poaceae. The record is from RefSeq and is a predicted model, not a curated record. The coding region runs from base 18 to 1448 and encodes 476 amino acids. The transcript has 2 exons.
UUGAAUCGUACGAAAAAAUGUUUACGAAUUCACAUGCUUCCACCGUAAGCCACGACACUUCUUCAACAAGCCAUUGUGUAGCUUCGGCUGCACGACAAGCGCAUGGAUUCUCUCCGAAGCCUAUCCCUUCUAUAAAUAAUCACUAUUUCAACACUUCACUCACACUUUGCAUACACUCAUCCACAACAAUGGACCGGUUCGUAGAUUCCAAUAUUUUUCUUAGGAUGGCACAAGACAUGGAAGAUGAAGACCAUGAGCUCGAGGUUGCGACGUACCAACAUCGUAGGCGUCGUGCACUUAACGAGCGUCGGUACGCUGGUUCCAUUCCCGGUCGUGUUCGAAUCCAUCGUGACCAUAUCAGUGGUGAUGCAAGAAUCCGAGCCGACUACUUUUGCGCCCAACCGGUUUACACGGAUGCACAAUUUCGGAGGAGGUUUCGCAUGCGUCGCCAUGUGUUUGAGCGUCUCAUUCUUGCUGUGCAACAAGUGGAUCCGUACUUCGUUCAACGUCCAAACUGUGCCGGUGAGCUAGGCCUAUCUGCCCUUCAGAAAGUUGUUGCUGCCGUACGUAUCCUUGCAUACGGUGUUCCCGCGGAUGCCGUUGACGAGUACGUACGAAUUGGAGAAUCUACAGCACAUGAGGCUUUGAAACACUUUUGCACUGCCAUACAAACUGCUUUUGGGGGGUACUAUCUUAGGAAACCUACUCCUGCUGAUAUCGCUAGGCUUCUCCAUGUUGGAGAAUCACGCGGCUUUCCUGGUAUGCUUGGUAGUGUCGAUUGCAUGCAUUGGGAGUGGCGUAACUGCCCAACUGCAUGGAAGGGGAUGUUUACCGGUCGUGGUAAACACCCUACAAUGAUCCUCGAAGCUGUUGCCUCAUAUGACUUAUGGAUUUGGCAUGCAUACUUCGGCAUGCCAGGUAGCUGUAACGACAUCAAUGUUCUUCAGCGUUCUAACUUGUUCGAUUUGCAUCUUCAUGGUGAUAGUCCACCAGUGAGUUUCUCCGUCAAUGGACACACCUACAACAUGGGAUAUUACCUAGCAGAUGGUAUUUAUCCGGACUGGCCAGCGUUUGUGAAGACAAUCCGUCAUCCGUAUGAUGUGAGGACCCAACAUUUUGCCACUGUUCAAGAGUCUGCUAGAAAAGACAUUGAACGAACAUUUGGAGUACUACAGAAGCGAUGGGCCAUAGUUCGUGGUCCAGCAUAUGGUUGGUCUCCACAACACAUUGGAGAUAUCAUGAAAACAUGCAUCAUAUUGCACAACAUGAUCGUAGAAGAUGAAGGACCUUCGUCUUUGAACACAAGCUUCGACAACAUCGGAGUUUUGGCGGAUACUAGUCAUGGUUCAUUUUCCGAGCGCAAUGAGUAUAUCAACAACAGGUACGACCAACUACAUGAUCCAGUGAAAUAUAAUCAGUUGCAGGUUGAUCUAAUCCACCACCACUGAGCGCGGCUUGGAUCUGGAGCUGCUUAAGUAUGAAGUUUAUGUCUGCCAUGUGUUAAGUAUGUUUGUCAUUGUCAUGUCUAGUGUGUUAUGUCGUCAGCUAUGGUAAUCCGAAGGUAGUAUGUGUUAAGUAACAAGUUUGUCAUGUCGUCUGUUCCGUUAUUCCGAAGCUACUAUGUGUUAAGUACGAUGCAGUUUAUGUUUGUACUAUGUUUCUAGUAA